Messenger RNA from Exophiala xenobiotica, 2960 nucleotides. RefSeq lists its product as uncharacterized. Bases 139 to 2715 code for a protein of 858 amino acids. Gene Ontology annotation, molecular function: ATPase binding; proton-transporting ATPase activity, rotational mechanism. The record is from RefSeq and is a predicted model, not a curated record. Gene Ontology annotation, cellular component: vacuolar proton-transporting V-type ATPase complex; vacuolar proton-transporting V-type ATPase, V0 domain; fungal-type vacuole membrane. The transcript has 2 exons. Lineage: Eukaryota; Fungi; Ascomycota; Eurotiomycetes; Chaetothyriales; Herpotrichiellaceae. Gene Ontology annotation, biological process: proton transmembrane transport; vacuolar acidification.
CUUCGACAGCAGGCGGCCAUCCUUUGGUAUCAACCCAGCACGGACAGAGUCAUCGAAGCUCUCUCCUGCGUCUUCAAUCCUUUAUACCGUUCUCAUCCCGGCCUGGGCGGCCUUCUCUCCUCACAUAAACCGCCCAGCAUGGCCCAUAAGGACACGCUCUUCCGCUCGGCGGGCAUGUCCCUGACCCAGCUCUACAUCUCUAACGAUAUUGGCCGCGAAGUCGUCUCUGCCCUGGGAGAGAUCGGUGUAGUACAGUUCCGGGACCUCAAUGCGGAGACCACUGCCUUCCAACGCACCUUUACCAAAGAGAUUCGCCGCCUCGAUAAUGUCGAACGGCAGCUGCGGUAUUUUCACUCCCAGAUGGACAAAGCAGGCAUUCAGAUGCGAAGCCAUUGGGAGUUUGACCAAGACAUGCUCGCUGCACCUCAGGCCAGCGAGAUUGACGAGCUUGCCGAGCGAUCGGAGACCCUAGAGCAUCGAGUCAGCAGCUUGAACGAGAGCUACGAGACGCUCAAGAAAAGGGAAGUCGAAUUGACAGAGUGGCGUUGGGUCCUGAAAGAGGCGGGUGGUUUCUUUGACCGAGCACAUGGACAGAGCGACGAUAUCAGACAAAGCAUGGAUGAUGAUGAUGCUCCUCUCCUCCGCAACACUGAGGCUGAGGAAGGCAGAGCUAAUGGCGAUGUCGGCCAACAGCAGAGCUUUGCGGUGAUGAAUAUUGGCUUUGUGGCAGGCGUCAUUCGUCGCGAAAGGCUGCCGGCUUUCGAACGUAUCUUGUGGAGGACACUGCGUGGCAAUCUCUACAUGAACCAGUCCGAAAUUCCUGAACCGAUCAUCGACCCUGAAACGAACGAGGAGAUCAGGAAGAACGUCUUCGUCAUCUUCGCCCAUGGCAAGGAAAUCAUUGCAAAGAUUCGAAAGAUCUCCGAGUCCCUCGGUGCAGACCUCUACAGCGUUGACGAGAACGCCGAUAUCCGACGAGACCAAAUUCACGAAGUCAACACUCGUCUCAGCGAUCUUGCCAGCGUCCUGCGGAAUACAAAGAACACUCUCGAUGCCGAACUUACGGCCAUCGCCCGAUCCCUCGCAGCAUGGUUGAUCGUGAUCAAGAAAGAGAAGGCUGUCUACAAUGCGCUGAAUAUGUGCUCAUACGAUCAUGCAAGGAAGACUUUGAUUGCCGAAGCUUGGUGCCCUACAAACUCUCUGCCUCAAAUCAGAGCUACCUUGCAAGAUGUCAAUGACCGUGCUGGCCUUUCCGUCCCUACCAUUGUCAACCAGAUCAAGACCAACAAGACUCCGCCGACAUACAACAAGACGAAUAAGUUUACGGAGGGCUUCCAAACCAUCAUCAAUGCGUAUGGUACUGCCAAGUAUCAGGAAGUCAACCCUGGCCUUUACACAAUCGUCACGUUCCCGUUCUUGUUCGCUGUCAUGUUCGGCGACUUUGGUCACGGAAGCUUGAUGGCCAUGGCUGCUACUGCAAUGAUUUACUGGGAGAAGCCGCUUCAAAGAUCCAAGCAAGACGAACUCUUUGCCAUGGCUUUCUACGGCCGAUACAUCAUGUUAAUGAUGGGUAUCUUCUCCAUGUACACCGGUUUGGUCUACAACGACGUCUUUUCAAAAGGUUUCACACCGUUUGCCUCCGCUUGGGAGUAUCCCGAAGACGGGCGACCUGAGGUCACCGCCCACCUCAAGGGCAGUUACCGAUAUCCCUUCGGCCUUGACUGGGCAUGGCAUGGUUCCGAGAACGACCUUCUUUUCAGCAACAGUUUGAAGAUGAAGUUGUCUAUUCUGAUGGGUUGGGCACAUAUGACCUAUGCUCUGUGCUUCUCCUAUGUCAACGCUAGACAUUUCAAGUCACCUAUUGACAUUUGGGGCAAUUUCUUGCCCGGCAUGAUUUUCUUCCAAAGUAUCUUCGGAUACCUGAGUUUCUGCAUUGUCUACAAAUGGUCGAUCGACUGGGCAGCUGAAGGCAGGAGCCCUCCGUCACUGCUCAAUAUGUUGAUUCAGAUGUUUUUGGCGCCGGGUACUGUGGAGAAAGGCGAACAGCUGUACAGCGGUCAAGCAGGGGUUCAGGUCGUUCUUGUUCUCGUCGCUGUCAUUAACGUGCCGAUCCUUCUGCUCUUAAAGCCACUCUACCUACGUUACCAACACAACAAGACAGCAGCAAAGGGCUAUCGUGGUAUAGGCGACACGAGCCGCGUCACUCAUGCUACGGAUCUUGAUGAUGACGAUGAGAACACUAGUCAUCGUGCAAACGGCCGUCCAAGUGAAGACCACGACGAUGAGGGAGCAAUGAUCACCGAGAAUAUUGGCGAAGAUGAACAUGAAGAGUUUGAAUUUUCUGAAGUCAUGAUCCAUCAGACCAUCCAUACGAUCGAAUUCUGUCUCAACUGUGUGUCCCACACAGCUUCAUAUUUGCGUCUAUGGGCUCUCUCGCUUGCUCAUCAGCAGCUGUCCGUCGUCUUGUGGACCAUGACGCUCGGCAACGCUUUUGGCAUGAAAGGCGCUGCACAGGUCCCGAUGAUCAUCAUUACCUUCUAUUUCUGGUUCGUCUUGACUAUUGCUGUGCUGUGUGUCAUGGAGGGCACAUCUGCAAUGUUGCACAGUUUGCGUCUGCAUUGGGUCGAGGCCAUGAGUAAACACUUCAUUGGGGAGGGUGUACCAUUUGAGCCAUUCAGCUUCAAGCUGUUACUCGAGGAGGAACCUGUUGACUGAACGAGGUCGCUCCCAGCACAGUCAGGCAAGAGAACUUGGCGACUAUAAAUGUAUUGGUAGAUAGACGAUAAUCGAGUUUCAAUGAAACUGAUCAUUGAUUAACAUAGCUUGCUCAUGCUUUCUGUUGAGGGCUGGUCUUUCAUGCCACUGUCUACCGCCAGCGAGACUGCAUCUGUCGGGAAGAAUGGUUAUGUGCCUUGGGACCUAUCGAAUACCACACUUGAAAUUGAGCAAGGAAAGAAUCC